Molecule: messenger RNA, 4921 nt
Organism: Myodes glareolus (Bank vole)
Lineage: Eukaryota; Metazoa; Chordata; Mammalia; Rodentia; Cricetidae
Gene: Acer2
Product: alkaline ceramidase 2
Biological process (GO): ceramide catabolic process; sphingosine biosynthetic process
Cellular component (GO): Golgi membrane
Molecular function (GO): N-acylsphingosine amidohydrolase activity
Source: RefSeq, a predicted model, not a curated record
GGCUGUCCCGCACCGCAUAAAGCAGCAGACGCACAGUGUGCCCCCGCAGCCGCUCCGGCCGGUCGCCGCGGCGGAGAAGCUGCUCCGAUGCUCCAGAGCGGCCAUGGGCGACCCGCACUGGUGGGACCACCUGCGGGCUGGCAGCUCGGAGGUGGAUUGGUGCGAGGACAACUACACCAUCGUGCCUGCCAUCGCCGAGUUCUACAACACGAUCAGCAACGUCUUGUUUUUCAUUUUACCACCCAUCUGCAUGUGCCUGUUCCGCCAAUACGCGACGUGCUUCAACAGCGGCAUCUACUUAAUAUGGACGCUCCUAGUUGUAGUGGGAAUUGGAUCUGUCUACUUCCAUGCAACUCUCAGUUUCCUGGGUCAGAUGCUUGAUGAACUUGCCAUCCUUUGGGUUCUGAUGUGUGCUUUGGCCAUGUGGUUUCCCAAGAGGUAUUUACCAAAGAUCUUUCGAAAUGACAGGGGCAGGUUCAAGGCGGCCGUGUGUGUCCUGUCUGUAGUUGCAACUUGCCUGGCAUUCGUCAAGCCUGCCAUCAACAAUAUCUCUCUGAUGACUCUAGGGAUCCCAUGCACUGCCCUGCUCAUUACGGAACUCAAGAGGUGUGACAAUAUCCGCGUGUUUAAGCUGGGCCUCUUCUCCGGCCUCUGGUGGGCCCUCGCCCUCUUCUGCUGGAUCAGUGACCGAGUCUUCUGUGAGCUGCUGUCCUCCGUGCACUUCCCGUACCUGCACUGCGUGUGGCACAUCUUCAUCUGUCUUGCGGCAUACCUGGGCUGCGUGUGCUUCGCCUACUUCGAUGCUGCCUCAGAGAUACCCGAGCAAGGUCCAGUCAUCAGAUUCUGGCCCAGUGAGAAAUGGGCCUUUAUCGGUAUCCCCUACGUGUCCCUCCUGUGUGCCCACAAGAAGUCGCCAGUCAAGAUCACAUGAUGGCAAGGCAGUGGCUGGCUUCUCGGACUUAUUUCUCUUCGUGCACUGGGCUUCAUUUGCUGGCAAAAAUCGCCACGGGGGUUGAAGAAUCGGUGUGGGUGUAUCUGUUUAAAAUUCUGUUCCUCUGGACCACUGUGCCUGGGAAGGAGGUUCAUCUUUUCCCUAGAUGGAGGAUGUAGGGCUCAGGGAGAGUAGGUGUGUCUUUUUCAGCAUCCUUUCUAGGCACGUGGGCUUGCUGGCCUGUCCAUUUUGGCAGUGGCAGAACAGUUCUUUGGGAGACCCAGGGCAACUUCUUGCUGGAGAAGGUGGCUUGCUGUAGAUCCCACGGCCCCCAGGCUGUGUGAGUGAGUACAUAGGAGUUAGCUUCUCUGACAUAGACAAGACUUUUGGGUUUUGUGAUGGAAGGUGCCAGAGCUUUUCACUGGCAGGCGAGAAAUUGUCCUUCAACAAAACCAAGAGUACAGAACACACAGGGGGCCUGUAACUGAGGGGGCUGGCUUGUCACUUGCACCUCUCAGCCUCCCCAGCUUUUCCAUGAGCUUGUGGAUCCUUUAACCACUACCUCGGCUGAGAGAUGGAGACUUGGUGUCAGAGGGCAAAGCAGUAACAUCCUCUACCCACAGGCUUCUCUGGGGUGAAGAUUCCACCCACAGCCCUUCUGCUUACCCCUUGACCUCUGAGCGCACCAAUGGCUCAUCUCCGUCACCCAGGCAGCGCAGGUUUUGAAUGUGGAGCAUGUGUGAAGCUUUAGGGAAAGUUCUCACUGGAAGCUUCCAGGAUGUGUCACCUCCAAGACUCUGACCCUGUUCCUCUGCUGCUUCCUGGAAAUGUGGGCCUCCUGCGUUUGUUCUCACGUUACCUGGUGCUAAUUGGUUUCUCGGAGCACUUGUCUGUUUGUCCUUCUGUCUGUCACUACACCCUGAUUAGCUGGUUGGGGGGUCACAGGUGGGCCGGGGUCUUCAGCGCAUGAGGUGGGAUAUCUCAGGGAAUGUUUGUAACUCAGGCACCUUCUCUUUUCUGACAUUCCAUUGUGGGGAGUCGGGCAGUGCUGGGGGAGCGGGGAUUGGAGUCAUGAGGCCACUGUUCUGAGCCAUGAACAGUGUCCUGAGUCAGAAGCAGCUAGUUGGUUCUGGCACCUCAGGAACUUGUACCCUGGUUAGAAUUUUCACAGGGUCCGUAAUGGAAACUGAACUUAAGUUUUUACAUGAAUAGACUCCAUUUCACUUUUGUGGCUUUGAAGUCACUUGCUAGGUUAUUUCUUGUUUAUAGAAACAAAUCUUUAUGGAAGUAAGUUAUCUUUCAUUAAAUUUAUAGCAUUCACUACGUCUCCCAGGGAACAAACACGCAAGUUAUUUGAUUGGGGGAUUUCCAAGGCAGAAAUAUUUGGUUUUGAGGGAGUGUUUAUAUGAUCUUACUAUAGCUUAAAAUAUAUUUAAAAUGAUUUUUGAGUUGAAUGUUUGUGGCUAUGUAGGGGUUCAGAAUUGCUGCUGAGCACUUUGGUUUUUGAGUCUAGAAAUUUUCAGAGGGUAAAAUCAAACCAUCCUUGUUUCUGGUCUAUCUUCCCAGGCACGUGGUCUGCUCUUAUCUAUUCUAUGCUGUACAAACAUCUUGAAGACACACCCAGCUGCCCCAUGCUGGAAGGGUUGGCUGGGGCUGGAGAGUUAGCCCAGCAGUUAAGAAUACGUGUUGCACUGGGCAAUGGUGGCACACACCUUUAAUCCUAGCACUUGAGAGGCAGAGGUAGGCGGAUCUCAGUGAGUUUGAUGCCAGCCUGGUCUACAAAGCGAGUUCUAGGACAGCCAGGGCUUUACACAAAGAAAGCUCUGUCUUGAAAAAAAGAAAAGGAAAGGAAAGAAAAAAGGAAUGCAUAUUGCUUUCCCAGAGGACUCAGAAUUAAUUCCCAGCAUACACAUGAAGCUCACACCCUGUGAUUCCGGUCCCCUGGGAUCCCUGCAUACAGGCAGGCAAACAUUUAUGCACAUAGAGUAAUAACAUGUAUAAACUGGAAAGCUGGCUGUAGGAGAGGGUUUCUAGAUGCAAGGUUUAAUUUGUCCCGAGGGCGCUGCCGUGACAGUGGUGUGGUCCUCAAAGUCAGGGAAGACUCAUUCCUUUUCACCUGGGAAGAGAACUUACUCCCCAGGGCCUCUGCUGACACCACUAGAAGUGGGGAUCCAAUACUGAUGGAAAUGCUUGAACAUGAUUGGGUGAAAGGAAAUGAACGCCCGACUUAGGGGGCAACUUCUCCACGUAGGUGCCACCAGAUCUGGCUUGGGAUGGAGUGUGUUUGGGGCAAACACCCUUUUUUUCUUUUCCGCCUGUCUGUGACAGAGCUUUCUCCUCUGUCUCAGGCUGGCUUCCAUCUUACUGUGUAGCCCAGACUGGCCUCAAAUUGAUGAUGAGCCCCCAGAUGCAGCCUCUCAAAUGCUAGGUGUGAUUAUAGGAGUGAACGGCCAUACCCAUCCUAAACGGAGAUCUAUAGCUCGCUAACAAGGGACUGGACAUAUAUGAAUCUGAGUUUGAGCUGGGCUUUGGGCAUUGUUCAUAUUUAUGUUAAAGCUCCCCAUGUUGAGAAGAAAUUGGCACACUACGGAAAGGCAGCAGAAGAAAAACAUUACCCACGCCACUGUUGCCUUAGAGCAUCCCUUGCCAAUAGUUUGCCUUUUGGGUGUGUUUCCUUCCUAUCCUUUCUGUCCUACUACAGCUAUAAUUAGAUGUCAUUUAGACAGUGUAUCCUUGAAUGGAGUACAAACGCCAGCAUUUUCAUGGAGAGCUGGCGUGGAGUACACUUUAGCUGGCUUUCUCUUGAAGGCUGAUGGCUGGUCUCUGAGCUCACUACCGGAACUGCCUUUUCCAUGAAGCCUGACUGGAGUGGCCCCGAGACAUGGGCUGAUUUCAGCUUUUGAUGGAACACUUCACACUUGGAUCUCUGUGUCAUGGUAAACAGCUGUUAAAGACGUGACUUCAUGGACUUUCAUGUGUGAAGAGUGGUAAAGACAGGCUGAGCCCAGAGUCCAGAAUCUUCUCCCUUCUGGCGAAGUUGGCACUGAUGAGCGAGGUCAUGACCACUCAGCGGCAUGGGUAUCGGACUAUUCUGUUCCAAAUCUGCCUGCGAUCUCAGGACAUAGAAAGCCAAAUGUCACCAAGCGUUCAUCUCUGUCCAUGAUUUUACAGUUUUGAUCUAUCGUUGAUUCUUAGGAGGAGAGCUCCUUGCUUUAGUGCCCCAUGAUGCCAAAGCCAGCUCUUCAGCGGAGCUCUUAAUGUCUGUAUCCAUUUGUGAUGUGAUCCAUGUGGGGGAAGUGUGUGUGUGUGGGUCUCUCCGGUGAAAAGUGCCUAAAACAGUCAUUGAGGGUCAACAGUGUUGUGUUGAGGGAGAAAGCUAGAUGGUUUUUCUAGUGGUGACUAGAACCUCCCUCAGAAGUCCUUUCCUUCUGACCCCACCCUGAGCCAGCCCUGGAAUUUGAACCUUCCCUAGUUCUUCUUCCCUCGGGUCUGAUGACUAUCAGGCAAGGGCUGGAGCUUGGGCCAGCCAGGCCCUCUCUCCCAGUUCCUUUCUCUAGCUGAGCUUGGAUUCCUCCUAACCAGGGUUUGACCUAGGUGCUGUUGGUCCCAAUGGCCAAGGACACAUCUCCGGCCAGAGUGGGAUUCUCAUUAGAUUUUAUAGACUUUAUUCUCCCACAUUCUUAAAUUACUUCAAAGGGCUUGCGUCUUUUCCUACAAUCAAGUCAUAUCAAAAAACUAUUUUAUAACCACAAUAUGUAAUCCAAGUAAAUAGAAUAUUUUCAGAUAUAUACCGUGUUUUAUACUUUUAUGUAGGGUGUGCUGUAUAUGGGUGGUAUGUAUUCUGGCUGAGGUAACAUUAAUCAUUGCUCUGGGGGAAUUUAUAGGCCUUUUGCACUUUAUGCUUGUGUGUGAGAGAGAACUCUGAUAACCACUGUUAAUAUUAAAGCCAUUAACUGGCAUUUCCUGUGAAUAAAGAUGUAUAUGUAUCUA